Molecule: messenger RNA, 11916 nt
Organism: Gopherus evgoodei (Goodes thornscrub tortoise)
Lineage: Eukaryota; Metazoa; Chordata; Testudines; Testudinidae
Gene: WNK1
Product: WNK lysine deficient protein kinase 1
Biological process (GO): monoatomic ion homeostasis; protein phosphorylation; intracellular signal transduction
Cellular component (GO): cytoplasm; cytosol
Molecular function (GO): protein serine/threonine kinase activity; potassium channel inhibitor activity; ATP binding
Source: RefSeq, a predicted model, not a curated record
GGGCGUGCUCCACGGCGCUGUCUAUGUCUGUCCGUUUCGGGCGCUAGUCGCCAUUUAGCGCGGAGAAUUAGCCGGGCCGGGCGCAGUGGCUCCUCCCCACUACCCUCGUGAGGGAGACACCCGGGCUCCCCGGCCUGGGCCUUGCGGAGGAGGCGGCUUCGCGGGCGGCCCCGGUGAGAGACCCGCCAGGGGGGUUUCCGGCUCCCCGUGAGGCGCCGGCAGGCAGCGAGGGAGCCGGCCCCGCGGCGAGCGGUUACUUCCUACCGGGAGCAGGCCGAGGUCGCCAUGGGCGCCGUGUGAGGCGAGAGCUCCCCCAGGCUCCGAGGGACCGUGCCGUGCCGGGCCUGCCCUCCCCUCUCGCGGCAGGGGAGUGCGGGGCCUGCGCCCCCGGGGCAGCCGCUUCCCGGCCUGGGCCUGCCCCGCUUCCCACCCGCAGCCCGCGGGGCCAGUCGCUUUUCCUCUCAGAGCAGCUGGUCUGGCCCGCUCCAGGCAGCCAGCGGCUUCUCCUGGCGCGGCACCUGCCUCAGGCUCCUCUCGUCUUCUCCCCCCUAGUCCCGUGUCCCGGCCCCGCUGCUGUCGCUCCAUGUCGGCCCCGCUGCACUGCUCCCCGCUGCAGGAUGGAUGUGGACGCUAAGCAGGGAGCCACCCCGCCGCUGGCCCAGCAGCCGCCGCCAAGCCCCGCUGUGAGGAGCCCUUGGGACCCUCCUCUGUUGCAGCAGCCGGACGCACUCCCCGCUCAGUGACACCUCCCACUCCGCAUCCUGUCAGCAGCGCUACCCCGAGCCCCGCAGCACCAUGUCGGAGGGCUCCGCAGAGAGCAGCAGCCCGGCCCCCCGCUUCCUGGCUCCCCCGCCGCCUCCGCCCAAGAACGGCUCUAGCUCGGACAGCUCCGUGGGGGAGAAGCUUGGAGCCGUCGCUGACCAUGAUGGCUCGGGGGCCGGAGGAGUAGGCGGCGAGGUGGGAGGCGGGGCCCGGGGCGAGGAAUACCGGCGCCGCCGUCACACCAUGGACAAGGACAGUCGUGGGGCUGCAGCCACCGAGCACCGCUUCUUCCGCCGUAGCGUGAUCUGCGACUCCAAUGCUACUGCUCUGGAGCUGCCUAGCUUGCAGCUGGCAGCAGCCCCGGCCGUCGCCACUCCCGGGAGUAUCAUCCCGCUGCUGGGCUCCCCUCCUGAGCCUGCUAGCCAGAUCCCCUGCGUCUCUGCCACCCACGUCCCCUUGCUGUUGCAGCAGCCGUCUCUGUCGCUUCCCCACGAGGAGCAAACCAUACAGGAGCCCCCUGCAGCAGAGGACAUCGCCCCCCUACUGCCCAAAGCAGAGGCAGAGGAAGCCGCCCCCCUACCACAUACUAACACGACAGGUAGUGCAGCCACCGCUAGCCGGGAGCUCCAGGAGGGGCGGAACCGACAGCAAGAGGAUAUCGAGGAGUUAGAAACCAAGGCGGUGGGCUUCUCCCUUGACGGCCGCUUCCUCAAAUUCGAUAUUGAGAUUGGAAGAGGCUCCUUCAAAACUGUCUACAAGGGGCUGGACACGGAGACUACUGUGGAAGUUGCCUGGUGUGAACUGCAGGAUCGUAAGCUGUCAAAGUCAGAGCGGCAGAGAUUUAAAGAGGAAGCUGAAAUGCUAAAAGGGCUCCAGCAUCCUAAUAUUGUUCGGUUCUAUGAUUCCUGGGAGUCUACAGUGAAGGGAAAGAAAUGUAUUGUUCUCGUGACGGAACUCAUGACAUCUGGAACGUUGAAAACGUAUUUGAAAAGGUUUAAAGUGAUGAAAAUCAUACUACGAAGUUGGUGCCGUCAGAUAUUGAAGGGCUUGCAGUUUCUGCACACCCGCACUCCUCCCCUUAUUCACCGCGACCUAAAAUGUGACAAUUUCAUCACUGGCCCCACUGGAUCAGAGAUAGGAGACACUGGGUCUGGCACCCUGAAACGAGCUUCCUUUGCCAGAGUGAUGUUCCUCACUAUUGCCUGUAUCUGCAGUAGGCCUAUAAAAUAUACUGCAGGUACCCCAGAGUUCAUGGCACCCGAGAUGUAUGAGGAGAAAUACGAUGAAUCCGUUGAUGUAUAUGCUUUUGGGAUGUGUAUGCUUGAGAUGGCCACGUCUGAAUAUCCUUAUUCUGAGUGCCAAAAUGCAGCGCAGAUCUACCGUCGAGUGACCAGCGGAGUCAAGCCAGCUAGCUUUGAUAAAGUAGCAAUUCCUGAAGUGAAGGAGAUCAUUGAGGGAUGCAUCCGACAAAACAAAGAUGAAAGAUAUGCUAUCAAGGACCUUUUGAACCACGCCUUCUUCCAGGAAGAGACUGGUGUGCGGGUAGAACUAGCAGAGGAAGAUGAUGGAGAGAAGAUUGCCAUCAAGCUCUGGUUACGAAUUGAGGAUAAAAAGCUAAGGGACAAAUACAAGGACAAUGAGGCAAUAGAGUUUUCCUUUGACUUGGAGAGAGAUGUCCCAGAGGAUGUAGCACAAGAAAUGGUGGAGUCAGGGUAUGUCUGUGAAGGGGAUCACAAGACAAUGGCCAAAGCGAUCAAGGACAGAGUGUCUCUGAUCAAGCGAAAGCGAGAGCAGCGUCAGUUGGUACGAGAAGAGCAGGAGAAAAGAAAGCAGGAAGAAAUCAGUCAGAAGCAGCAGUUGGAGCAGCUGCAAACAAAUGCUACCCAGACAGCGGCAAAGCACCCUCCAUCUGCUGCUGGCAUCACUGCCAUCCCCACUACUUCAGCAUCAGUGUCCACACAAGUAGAGCCUGAAGAGCCAGAGGCUGAUCAGCACCAACAAUUGCAAUAUCAACAGCCCGGCAUAUCUGUUCUGUGUGAAGGAGCUGUUGAAAUGAUUGUCAGUGGCUUUCCACAUUCAUCUCCCGAUAAUACAGAUGAGUUUAGUUCAGAGUUGGAGCCAACAAACUGUGGUCCUAUGGUUCCCAGCAUGAACAGCCUAUCUCAACACUACAAUCCAGGGAUAUACAACUUCAGUUGGCCAAGUGCAGUCUCAACAACAUGGAGGAUAUCAGCCCCCUACAGGCCUCAGUCUCUGGUGCAACCGUGUGGGGGAACACCAACGUUCCCAGAUUCACAGAUAUUUUCCCCAACCAUUCAUGAACGGCCAGUGUCUUUCUCGCCACCACCUGUCUGCCCACCGAAGAUCACCAUUUCUCAGCGGCGCAAGAGUACCUCCUUCUUGGAAGCCCAAACAUGCCACUUCCAGCCCUUGCUGAAAACUGGCCAGAGUUUACUUCUAUCUGGUGGUAGCCCCACAAAUUGGACACCAGAGGCAGUCGUUAUGCUGGGCACUACAGCUCAUAAGGUCACUGGAGAGCCCUUACAUGUGCAAGUCAGUUCAGCACCUCCUGAGGAUGCUCACUAUAGAAUGCCUCAAGAAGCAGUGUACUUAGUGGGCAUGCACUACCAGCCACAGUUGCCAGAGCAUUAUGAUACAGUAGCAUAUAAUUCCUAUGGGACUGAACAGUACUUGAAACAAGUGCCUGAACAGAAGCAUGUGCAAGGUGGCCCUCUUGAGAGCUCUGUUUAUGACUACCAAUCUGGGCAGACCUUCCUGCCAAGACAUCUACAGAGCUUGAGGCUGGAUGCUGGCAUGAGCCCACUUUCACCAUUGUCCAGUGUUUCAUCUCCAUUAAGUGCAGAUUCCACACAGAUGAAAUUUCACCAGGUAUUUGUUCCUCAUUCUGCACCUGCUGUGCUUACUCACAGUGGUGAUGGCAGAACAAGCUGUGUUUUUGAGUUCCAUGUACACACGCCAAAUUCGGCUCCAGGAGAAGGGAGUAUCUUACCCCAACAUAUUUACAGAACCUGCCGGGGGUUGAUGGAUUUUAAUCAGGAGGAGUCCGCUCAGGCAACAGGGUUGCAUGGUCGCCUCCAGCCUGUGACAGAGGAACUGUGUAACUACCUUGUUCCCGAGCUAACAGUGCCCAGAGCGGGAUCUAUCAGACAGAGCUGGCCAGAAGGAAGUCCAGAAUACUCAAGUGAUUCAUCACAGCUGACUUCCUCUGACACUGGUGAUUUCCAGUCUCCUCCCCCAACAGGGGUGUCGUCUACAGCUUUUGGUUCAGACUUCUCGUUGCCCAUUGUCCCAUUGCCUCAGAAGACACAGGUGCAAGGCCAGCCAGCCUCGAGUAGUAUAUCAGUGGGGGUGCCAUGCCAGCCUACACAGCAAAGUCAGCAGAGUGCACAGCAGCUGGCUCCUUCCCAGCAGACAGGACAGUACCAGUUGCAGCAGUCAUCCGUUUCCAGUGGAGCUACCCCAUCACAACCAGUUUCUCAAACUCAGACUCCGCUGGUCAUGCCGAUUCCUCAGGUACCAGCUGGAACUCAGCUUCCUGUUUCCCAAGCAGUGCCGAUCAUCCAAGGCGAACCUCAGUUACCUGUUGCAGCACUUUCUCUCCCUCAACCUUCAGUUGCCCCAACCAUCCCCAUUGGCUCUCAUUUUCUUCCUAUCGGACAGCCCUCAUCAACUUCCCUGCUCCCCCAGUUCUCAGUCUCUCAGCUCCCCAUUGCAACGCCUCAUGUGUCAGUGGCUCAGCCAGGCUUCCAAUCUCUGCCUAUCUCUAUGGCAGCUGGCAUUAACCAGCCACUACUCACUCUGGCCACAUCUUCUACAGCAGCUGCUAUCCCUGUAGGAUCAACCAUUGUCCCUAGCCAGGUUCCAGCUGUUCUACAGUCUGCGGCCCAGCUGCCCAGCCAGGUUCUCCCACAGCUCCUGCAGCCAGCUGUUCAGUCCAUGGGAUUACCAGCCAGCCUUGGACAAGCUGCUGAAGCUGCACUUCCAGCUGGAGAUGCUUUGUAUCAGGGCUUCCCACCUCGGCUGCCACAAUACCCAGGAGACUCAAAUGUUGCUCCCUCCUCUGCUGUGGCCUCUGUUCGCUUACCUUCUGCAGUACUGUCCCCUCCCUUACCCGCUGAUGCACUGGCUCAGCCAGGCUAUCUUGCUGCAAUGGUGCAGCCUUAUGUGGAACAGAACAUUUUAGUUCCUCUGUGCGGUCUAGGACAGGUUCAAGUGCCACAGCCUGCAGUGAGUUUAGCACAGCAGGUCUCAUCUGCGUCUUCACAGCAGGGAGCUUUAGAGAGUACUCAGGGAGCGUCACAGGCUGCUCCUUCAGAAUCUGUACCAUCAGCACAGCAACAGCUUGCACAGACUACCCCAUUGGUCUCCUCACUAGACAGUGCACAUUCUGAUGUUGCUUCGGGCAUGAGUGAUGGGAAUGAGAAUGUGCCAGGAUCUAGUGGGAGACAUGAAGGGAGGACCACCAAACGUCAUUAUCGGAAGUCUGUACGCAGCCGCUCUCGGCACGAGAAGACUGCUAGACCAAAACUGAGAAUUCUCAAUGUUUCGAACAAGGGUGAUCGGGUGGUUGAGUGCCAGCUAGAGACACACAAUCGGAAAAUGGUUACUUUCAAAUUUGACUUGGAUGGUGACAACCCGGAGGAAAUAGCAAUAAUUAUGGUGCAGAAUGAAUUUAUUCUAGCAACUGAGAGAGAUUCAUUUGUAGAGCAGGUACGAGAGAUCAUUGAGAAAGCUGAUGAAAUGCUCAGUGAGGAUGUCAGUGUAGAGCCGGAAGGUGAUCAGGGCUUGGAGAGUAUGCAAACGAAAGAUGACUGCUUCUUUCCAGGGUCCCAGAAAUUGGAGGGAGAGUUCAAACAGCCAGAUCCUGUAUCUUUCAUGCCACAGAGAAUUGGUGUUCCUCCCAGCUCUUUCACCCAAGUUGUCCAUUCUGCUGGAAGACGGUUUAUUGUCAGUCCUGUCCCAGAGAGUCGGUUAAAAGAACAGCAGUUUUUCACAUCUCCUAUUCCUGCAGGAAAGGAACUUUCAGAUAUUGUUGCUUCCUCUCCAUCACAUGGUCCUGGGAUGAACCUGUCUCAUUCUGCAUCAUCACUCAGCCUGCAGCAAGCUUUCUCUGAGAUCAGGCAUGCACAGAUGACAGAAGGACCCAGUACAGCUCCUCCAGUUUUUAACCAAACUAUACCACCAUUUCCACCUGUACUUGCUAACGUGGCUGGGAGUUUACCAUCUACAUCAGUGGCUCCUCUCCCAGCAUCUCCCCCCUCCACCACUAGUAUUUCUCUUCCAGUUGCUCAGUCUGUUCCCCUGCCUACAGAAAAGGUGCCAGCUGGAGUUGCACCAACCACAGAUGUUUCAGGCUCCAGCUCUCCCACAACAUCACAGUCUGGGCACCAAUUAAUUGGUGGAGUGACUUCGAGUAUGAGUGCACCUGCUUCUUUUUCAUUAACUGUUGCCUCGCAGACUGCUCAACCACUGACUGAAGAAGUUGUCCCUAAUAUCAGCGCACCUGCUUCUUCAACAUUGCCACCAGCACAACAGAUUCCUGUCAUGGCUGGCCCCAGUGUUAGUGCACCAAGUGCUGUACCCCCACCUGUGACAUCUCCGCCUACUGAACAGAUUUCAAGUAGUAUGGAGUCUGUGGCAGCUCCGCAAACAUCUGUAGCCCCAAUUUUGGCUCAUAAUGUGACUUCAGAAACUCCUCAGCUCAGCAGCAGUAGCUCCAUCCCCAGUCUGGCAGAAACAGUUGUAAGUGUGCUACACUCAAAGCCUGAGAAUGGACAGUCAGUAGAUAAACCGCAGCUGUGCAGUGCAGCUGGCUUGUCCCUUCCUGUCUCUGCACCAUUGUCCUCUGCAGUGGCAUCAAGUAUAUCUAGUUCAGUCCCUCAGCCUUCUGUGGUGCAUCCUUUACUCAUUCCAUCAGCAGUUGCAUCAACACCUGUCCUACCCCAGGCAGCACCUGCAAUCUCUACCCCCAUAUUACCCCAAGUUCCUUUAUCUGGCAUCCUACCACUGACGCAGCCAGUUGCUAACUUGCCUGCAGUACAGCAGACCUUGAUACACAGUCAACCUCAACUUGCUCCGCUGCCCAAUCAACCUCAUACUCAAUGUCUGGAGGCUGAUGUUGACACUCAACCCAAAGCUCCUGGCAUAGAUGACAUAAAGACCUUGGAAGAAAAGCUACGAUCUCUAUUCAGUGAACAUGGCAAUGUUGGAGCAACACAUCCACCAGUAUCUCUGGAGACAUCACUGGUAAUGGAGACUACAGUCAUGCCUGGCAUACCAACUACUGCUGUUGCCCCAACUAAACCUAUAACCGCCACUACCAGCUCUAGUAUACCACCAGUUAGUUUGCCCCUUGGACCAGCUGGCUUACCAGUGAUGACACCAGUUGCCACACCUGGUCAAGUGGGCAUUCCUGUCACCUAUGUUCCAGCAUCAGGCAGCAUUGCAACAACAGCAGUGAAACCAGUGACCCCUCCCUCAAAGCCACCUCUUAGCAGGGUACCGGUGCUUCCGGUAGGUUUUGAACUUCCAGCUGGCACUCCAUCCAGCGAACAGCUGCCACCCUUUCCAGGACCUUCACUAACUCAGUCCCAGCAGCCUCUAGAAGAUCUGGAUGCUCAGUUGAGAAGAACCCUCAGUCCGGAGACUGUCCCAGCGACCUCUGCUCCUGCCUGUCCUGUGCCAGCAAUGGCUUCUACAGCGGUUACUGGAAUGGCGUCUGCACCAGCACAGCCCCUGAAAGAAGCAUCACAGGAUGCAGAGAGCAGUGCAACAACUACCACUGCAGGAGCUGGAGUUUUUAAGAUGGGACGAUUUCAGGUGUCUGUGGCAGUGGAUAAUGUACUGAGAGAGAGUGACAGUAAACCUGAAGAAACUAAGCCUGUGCAUUUUGAGACAAGCUCCUCUGAUUCAUCUUUGUCUGGCAGCAGUCCAGAGAGUACGGUUGUGAAGCAGACGUCCAAUGGGACAACAGAGGCUACCACCGGUACCUCCUUCGAUGUGACAGAUGUUGUUUCCCAGACAUUUCCUGCCAUACAAUUGCCAUCAGAGGCUGGGCAGCCAACUAAAGUUGGGCGCUUUCAAGUGACGACAACAGACCAAGUGGGUCGUUUUUCUGUGUCCAGAACUCAAGAUGAGGUCACCUGUUUGGAGAGAGAACCCCCAAUGACUCUUCCUCUUUCUGUGGAUUCAGAACCAGUUUCUCCUCCACCUAUGACUCCAAAGAAAGAGGUGCCAGAGUUGAUGGAGCCAAGGCAGUCUCCGCUUAUGAAUGGGCCAUCAUCUGAUCUGGAGGCUGCCUUCCUGAGUGGAGCGGCUCAGGAACUGGAUGAUGGCUCAGGUAGCCCAGACUCUCUCCAACCACUGGGUUCAAAGAUCAGUCUCCCCAUCCAAAGCUUUAGCAACUCAUUGAAUUCUUCCUACAUGAGCAGCGACGAGUCAGAUAUUGAAGAUGAAGACUUGAAAUCAGAGCUACGCCGGUUGCGGGAAAAGCACUAUAAAGAGAUCCAGGAGCUGCACAAUCGCCAGAAGCAGGAAAUUGAAUUGCUGUACACCAAACUGGGAAAGGUCCCCCCUGCAGUAAUCAUCCCCCCAGCUGCUCCUCUCUCAGGGAGGAGGAGGAGACCUACUAAAGGAAAAGGCAGCAAAUCCAGCCGCAGCAGCUCCCAGGGUAAUAAGAGCCCUCAGCUGCUAGGCAACCUGUCUUCUCAGAGUGCCCCCUCAGUGUUGCCCCCCCAGCAGACCCUUCAUCCUCCUGGAAAUGUCCCAGAGACUGGGCAGAACCAUCUGUUACAGCCCCUUAAGCCAUCUCCUUCUAGUGAGAACCUCUACUCUGCCUUCACCAGUGAUGGCGCUGUUUCGGUACCAAGCCUUUCUGCACCAGGCCAAGGGACCAGCAGCACCAACACAGUUGGGGGUACAGUGAACAGCCAGGCACCCCAGUCUCAGCCUCCUGUCAUAACUUCCACCCGGAAAGGGACUUUCACAGAUGACCUGCACAAGUUGGUAGACAACUGGGCCCGUGAUGCUAUGAACCUCUCAGGAAAGAGAGGUGGCAAGGGGCAUAGCAACUAUGAGGGCCCUGGAAUGGCAAGAAAGUUCUCAGCACCAAGCCAGCUAUGUAUUUCUAUGUCAUCCUCCCUGGGUGCUACGCCUCUCUCUGCAGCAUCAGCUACCUCUCUAGGUCACUUCACAAAGGCUCUGUGCCCUCCACAGCAGUACGGUUACCCAGCCGCGCCCUUUGCAGCUCCCUGGAGUGGGACAGGUAGUACAGCACAACCACCCCUUGGUCAAUUCCAGCCUGUAGGAGCUGCCUCUUUACAAAGCUUCAACAUCAGCAACUUGCAGAAAUCCAUCAGCAACCCCCCAGGCUCCAACCUGCGGACCACUUAGCCGGGCCCAGAGACUGCUGGGUAGAACUUGGGACAGGAGAUGGGGAGGGAGUUAAGGCUACUAGUGCUGCACUGAACUGGCAAUUUCUGCCAGAAUGGGAAUGAGCUUCCCUUUUCCAACCAUUGCUGUCAGCUCUCAGUAAGGAGAGAUUCCCUAUGUCUGAAGGGGGAGGAGGGUGAUGAGCGUGAACACUCCUGCUCUUGUAUAAGAUGAGCAAUGAAGAUAGAAGUCACUGGAUCAAUGUGAUUUCACUGUAAAAGUACUUCUGUUUGAGUCUGAAUCCACAUGUGCAGAGAUGGAGAGUUUAGUCUUAGCAUGAGGUUUUAACACACUUCUCAUCUUCCCUGAAGAAUCAAGGCCAGGAGAGAAGCUGUCCAAAUCUCUCUCCUCUCCCCAAACAAUCAUCCUUACCUCCUGAGUGAUAAGGCACACAAAUGGACUUGCAGUGCAGCCCAUGCUUGAGAGAGAGGUCAUUACUGCUUUAAGUAAAAGAUAUUAACAGCUUUGACUGCAGCAUUAGAGCAAUUUAAAUUGUUUAAAAAUAAUUUUUAAAAAGUUCCCUGCGGACAUGUACUUACCAUCAGUUUUGAUGUGGAAACACUGUGAUAUAUAAAUGUUGUUGGACAACAGUAGUUUAAAAAUGAGUGGAAAAUAGAGGGUUAAAAAAAGUUAAAAAGAAAAAAUGGAAAAAAAGCUAGCUAUAUCCUAUACUUAUUGGAGACACUUUAACUUUUUCCUUUGUAUUUUCAUUGUAUUAGAUAAAUGUGAAUGUAAAAUUGUAUAAAUUAAUGUACUUGAAUACUUGUCUGUUCUCCCAGUAUGCUUGCUGGAUAUUUUAGUGCCUUGGACUUUUAUUGCUUCUGCAGUUAGCAUCGCUUUCUCAGCAGAUCCCAGCUGGUCAGAGAGCAAGUUAAGGGAAGAAUGGACUAUUUUGUACCUAGUGACUGAGAUACCAAAGGGUUAACUAAGUAUACUCAUACUGUAACUUAGAUAGGGUAGGUGCUGGAAGGAGGGAGAGCCAUUGAGGCUAUAGGUUGGAACAGAGCUUUGGGUGGUGGGGAAACCUGUCCAUGUUGACAGAGUAAGAAGUUGAUGGCACAGUGCUAGUGUAACAAGGGGUGAUAGGCAGAAGUGAUGGAGGGGAAAGAGGAAGCUGAAGUGAAACUAACAAAUAUUGCCUAGAGCCUUAAGAGAGCUGGAUCAGAACAGAGGAUGGGAAGAAAGUGCAUAUUUUGGAGUUCAGCUUUAAAGGUGUUUUGACUAUUAAGCUGUGAUAUGGAAAGUGGCUAGGUGAGGGUGUGUAUGGAGGUGGAGCCAUUACCCUUAGGGGGAUGGAGUUAUCUGCUGGGAUUGCGUUUCUUACCUUUUUUUAUCCAUUCGUGCUAGGAGUAGACUUUCCUGGUGCAAUGUCCAUUGCCGGCAAUGGAUGCACUCGAAACAGCCGGCAUCAAGGAAUUCCCUGUUUUAAGCAUGCAGAGGACUUAUGAUUUUGUUCACUCUAAAGAAUUCAAACUGGUACCAGGACCAUAACUAACUGUGCCAUCUUUUAGUAGCUGUAUUGUACCUUCUAUUGCUCAACUCAUUUUCACUUUUUCAUACUGAAAAAUACUGGUUCCCUGUUCGAUGUAAUAAUACUGCAACCAACCAGUAUUACUUUGUAGUGCUGCAACAAGCUGUGAAGGGUCAAAGUACUGCUUCCUGCUACUUGGGAGUAGCUCCGUGGUGUCCUGGAAGUCCCUGCACCAAGGAAACCUUACAUGAAUUUUCUGUGAGCACUGCUCCCUUGUGGGGGGGUCUUACUAGGGAAUUUAUACUUUCUGUGGAUGUUUUGCUCUUGUCUCUUAAACAGAUCCUGUGCAUUUGUUUUUCUUUCCCUUUACCUGGUUUUGAUGUUUACAGCAGCUUUGUCAGCCAGGAUACCACUGGCAUGUAUAGGCUGGAAAUGAAGAGUCUGUGGGUGGAGGCUAGUGGCAAGGUGGUUGGGUUCUAACAGUUGCUCAGUAGAUUUUUUUUUAUUUAAAUUCUUGGUAAAUAACACAGGCACUGUAGAACCAUAGAAUGAGAGAAAAGGUCUCACCGUUGUGUAUGUGUGGUUGGAAGAGGAAGAGAAAAUGUCUGCUGGUAAAAUUUAAUCAGAAAGCCUCUGCUUUCUGGUUAAAAUGACUGGAGAGGAGGCUCCUGAAUACACCAAGUAUGGGUAGGGAAAACAGUGCUCUCUGUAAUGGAGUAAUUAUACGGCUGAAGCAGUAACAGGAGUGGGGCAACACUUCGUGGCAGAAGAACUGAUCAGCUGAAUGCAGCACAUGGUUAUUUAAUUAUUUUGAUUUAAUAAGUUUGAGGUCGUUUUUUCACUUAACGUUAUGCAAGAACUGGUUUUAUUUACCAUUGAUUUCCCUCCUGUGGAUGAAAUAACUGAAGUCUAGAGGAAUAAACUAAUGCUACUGAACUGUUAAAUUAUUUUGUGUUAAUAUUACACUUUGAGUACCUUUUUUCCACAUAAAAUCUGUUUCUGAAUUACAAAUGUUUUCUUUACAUUAUUUAACGAUGUACACUGUAAAAAAACAAAUACACACAAAUAAAAUGAAUUCAAACUUUGGGCUUCCGUAGCCGUAGUUAAUUGUAUGUUUUGCACUAAAUCCAGGCAUUGCGCUUCUUGUAGGAUUGCGCUUUGUGCUGCAGUUUGUUACCUUUGUAGAAUAUUUAAUGAAAUCAUUCAAAUAAACCAAACCUGCUUUUGUUGAA